AGUCACACCACACGAAAAUAAUAUUGGAGUUCUAUUUUUGACUUGCAAUAAAUAACAGCAAUGGAGAACACAGCUACUUACACCCACAAGAAGUUUGCCGUCAGCAAACGCAAGAGGAACUCGGAUCAGGACAAGGAGAACUACACUCAACAGUUGGAGCAACCCAUUGCCAAGCGCCGCCAGAACCAAGGAUUCUUCCGACCCUGGUUGGAUAAUGAACAAAAUCAGCAACAGGAGGCAAUCCCCACCAUUCCCGUGGAGAAACCAAAUGCUCCAGGAUCUUCAGUUAGCCAAUACCAUGCCAACAUGGUGCGUCGUAGCCAGAUUCAACGCCAGAGAAGCCCCAAGGAGCAACUGCGUCGGGAUCGGAACACUCUGGCCUGCCUGCUCAGUCGACGGGCCAAACAGGCUCAGAUGGAACAAAUGAGUCAGCAGUAUGAACAGUAUAGGAAUCACCACGCCGCCAUAAUGGAGCAACAGGUCCGCCUGGGCCUCUACUACCGACACAUCCUUCAGCAGGCGGUGUUCCAGAGGGCCAUCAACCCGGCACCAGGAUACGUUUUGCCACAACAACAACAGCAGUUCCUUCAGCAGAUGGCUCUCUCCCAGCAAAUGCUCAUCUUUGGUGGGCAGCACUAAACCGACGAACAACGCCAUUAGCCACUUUAAUUGGCCAAGUCAUGUGAUUUAGUUUAAUAAGCCUUAAUUAUUACUAUUUAUUGUUCACUUUGAAAUAAAAACAAAACGCGCAUUUAAUGAAAA
This is a messenger RNA of Drosophila ficusphila, 762 nucleotides long. RefSeq names its product protein Mabiki. The transcript has a single exon. Bases 61 to 639 code for a protein of 192 amino acids. The record is from RefSeq and is a predicted model, not a curated record. Lineage: Eukaryota; Metazoa; Arthropoda; Insecta; Diptera; Drosophilidae.